AAGCCAUCAUAUUGUCUCAGCCUUCUUCUUGAUUUUUUUGUCAUCCAUCUCAUCAAAAACUCGUUGAAAUGGCUUACCAUAUUCGAUCCAUCAGCAUGCCCCCUACAUCUCACCCAACUAUACAUAGAGUGGACGAAGAACUACAUAAUCUAAAAGCUCGCCUGGCUUCCUCCAAAACUGCACAUAUGGUGCCCGAGGGAUUAAGAAGUGUUGGAGAUGUUUAUGAAAUAAUUGAGGAGCUUCUUCGCCUACCCAGCAGCCUACAAAGUAUACAAAGUUGUCCAACGAAAUGGGUAGAGGAGCAACUUGAUUGCUCGCUUCAGUUGUUAGAUCUGAUUGGUGUUGCAAGGGAAAGCCUGGUUAUGAUUAGAGAGCAUGUCAAAGACAUUGAGUCAGCAAUUAGAAGGAAAGGAAACGAAGUUAGUGAGACAAAAAAGAAGGCCCAAAAGAUUAUCAAGGAUGCUCUCAAGUCGUUGAAUCUAAUGGGUGGAAAAAGUGUCUCUUGCUGUGUUGAUUACAACAACAAUCAAUUGUUUAAGGUUUCGAUUGAAGCAAGAGAGGUCACUAUCUCCCUUCUCGGACUUGUUCUCUCUUGCCUGUCAAAGCCAAAAACAAAAACAAGUAGGUGGUCUUUCUUUAAGUCCAUUUCCAAGAGAAAAGUGGCUUGCGAAGGAGAAGUUGCACCUUCGGAGGAGAACAUAGAUACGUGGUUACAAGCUUCCUACUAUUGCAUCCUUUCCAAUGAUGUCAAUGCUAUCAUGGUAGAAAAGGCACAUAAUGACUUGCAAACAAUAGCGGAGAGGAUGGAGAGUCUCGAGUCAGGACUAGAGGUCCUAUUCAAGAAGUUAGUCCAAAAUAGAGUCUCUCUUCUUAACAUCCUAAGCUUGUAAACUGUUCAUUAUCAAGAAUUGUACCAUUAAAAUAUCGGCAUUCACGUUUUAUAGGAUUUGUGAAUAGAUAUUG
This is a messenger RNA of Asparagus officinalis (garden asparagus), 963 nucleotides long. RefSeq lists its product as uncharacterized. The transcript has a single exon. The record is from RefSeq and is a predicted model, not a curated record. Gene Ontology annotation, biological process: root development; shoot system development. Lineage: Eukaryota; Viridiplantae; Streptophyta; Magnoliopsida; Asparagales; Asparagaceae. Bases 69 to 890 code for a protein of 273 amino acids.